This is a messenger RNA of Culicoides brevitarsis, 2016 nucleotides long. RefSeq names its product esterase B1. Gene Ontology annotation, molecular function: serine hydrolase activity. NCBI's taxonomy places the organism in Eukaryota, Metazoa, Arthropoda, Insecta, Diptera, Ceratopogonidae. The transcript is spliced from 8 exons. The record is from RefSeq and is a predicted model, not a curated record. Bases 76 to 1833 code for a protein of 585 amino acids.
AAUUCAUUGAAGCAAACAGCGGCAUGGAAAACACUUCAAGGCUUAUCGCAACAACGAAACUCGCUGAGUCCCCUCAUGCGCAUCUUCCCCAAACGCGCGAUGGAUGUCGUCCAAGAAGUCGUUGGAACACUCCGACAAGAAGGACGCGUGAUUUUACCAACUCCUGUGGGGAUUGUGCGUGGCAGACAUCAAGCAGUGAAAUCUGGUCUCGGAUAUUAUUACAGUUUCAAAGGAAUCCGUUACGGACAACCACCCAUUGGAGCUCGUCGUUUCCGUUCUGCGUUGCCGGAACAACCGUGGCAAGGAGUGCGGAAUACCCUGCGUGAGGGAGCGACUUGCCCGCAUCGCAAUAUGUUACUUGACACGUAUGGAGGAUCCGAGGAUUGUCUCUUUUUGAAUGUUUUUACGCCGGUUUUGCCCACCGAGAAUCGACAUCCGAAAUUGCCGGUGAUGGUUUUUAUUCAUGGAGGCGCUUUUACAUUUGGUUCGGGAAAUACGUUUUUGUAUGGACCUGACUACAUCGUGCAAGAAGGAGUAAUUUUAGUGACAUUUAAUUAUCGUCUCGGACCGAUUGGAUUUUUGAGUGUGGGCGGUGAUGCACCGGGAAAUGCUGGAUUGAAGGAUCAGGUGCUUGCUCUGAAAUGGGUUCGUGAUAAUAUUGCUGCGUUUGGAGGAAAUCCUAAUGAUGUGACGAUAUUUGGACAAUCAGCUGGAGCAGCAAGUGUGCAUUAUUUGAUGUUAUCUCCAAUGGCUGCCGGUCUCUUCCAUCGUGCAAUUUGUCAAAGCGGAACAGCAAUUAAUACUUGGGCUCGUGCCAGUCACGCACGUGAACGAGCCUUUGCCUUAGGAAAAGUCUUGGGAAUGGAAACUAAUGACACUUCCAAGCUUUUAGAAUACUUAAGAAGUGUUUCUCCAAAAAAUCUAAUUGACGCUGCUCCACUAACUUUAACUCCAGAAGAUGCCAAAAACAACAUUGGACUGCCUUUUGUGCCGGUAAUUGAAGAAUCUUGGGCAGACAGUCAAUGGGAAGGAACAAUGGAUGCUUUAAAAGAAGGACAUUUCAUCGCCGAAGAACCACUUGAGAUAAUUAGGAAAAAGAAUUACAACAACGUCCCGUUGCUGCUUGGAUACAACACACAUGAAGCGAUGCUCUUCAUUCGACGCCUGAAAAAAGAUCCAACUUUGAUAAAAACGAUCGAUCAAGAUUUCGAAAGAUUAAUUCCGACUGACUUGAAGUUGCCGAGUGGAAGGAGUUCGGAAACGGUGGUGCAGGUGGCGAAAGAUAUCCGAGAUUUUUACUUGGGAUCAAAAGCGGUCUCGAAUGACACACUGGAAGAAAUGAUUUAUUUACUGACCGACACAAUGUUCGCCCACGGUAUCGUAGAAACAGCGAGACAACAUGCAGCAAAUGGACGAUCAAAUGUUUUCCUUUACAGAUUCGAGUUUGAUGGUGCUUUAGGGCUCUAUAAGCGAUUAUUGGGAAUUGCCAGGCCAGGAACAUGUCACGGAGAUGAACUCGGGUAUUUGUUCCACUUUGGACUUUUGAACUUGAGUUUGAAUCCACAGUCGCCUGAAAUUCAAGUCAAAUAUCGAAUGGUGAAAAUGUGGACCAAUUUUGCGAAAUUCGGUAAUCCAACGCCUUUUGGCAGCAACGAUGACACUAUUGACGGAACAAUCUGGAAGCCAGUUAACGGAUCUGACGUCAUGCAUGUCCCUUACCUGAAUAUUGACUCAAAAUCCGAGAUGAAAAUGAAUCCAGAUGCGGACCGAUUGAAAUUCUGGGACAAUUUGUACAUAAAAUACAACGGAAAUACACUAGCGAACACCGUUUAGAGAUAAGACAUUUUAAAUUUGUACAUCUUAGGACAGUAACCAGUGAGGUUUCCUUAUUUAUUUUUUUCUUUUUUUGUUAAAAUAUCUGUAAGGCCCCGACGACUGAUUUUUACUUUUAGUUGUUUAAUUUUUAUUUUUUGUUAGUUUUACAAAUUUAACGAUUAAAACCAAAGUUACCGUAAG